Molecule: messenger RNA, 2320 nt
Organism: Epinephelus lanceolatus (giant grouper)
Lineage: Eukaryota; Metazoa; Chordata; Actinopteri; Perciformes; Serranidae
Gene: gucy1b2
Product: guanylate cyclase 1, soluble, beta 2
Biological process (GO): cGMP biosynthetic process; response to oxygen levels
Cellular component (GO): guanylate cyclase complex, soluble
Molecular function (GO): guanylate cyclase activity; heme binding
Source: RefSeq, a predicted model, not a curated record
AUGCAGUUACAGGACAUGAGUUACGGUUUCAUCAACAGCUGCCUCCAGUCUCUGGUGAUGGAGAGGUUUGGCCAGGAGACCUGGGACAAACUGAGCUCUCUAUCAGAGGUCCAGGAUACCUUCAUGACGUACACGGUUUAUGACGACAUCCUGACCCUCAACCUGGUGCAGGAGGCCUGUUCACUACUGGAUGUGUCUGCAGAUGUAUUUCUUAAGCUUUUUGGAGAACAUUUCUUUAUGUUCUGUAAGCAUGCGGGCUAUGACACCAUGCUGAGGACACUGGGAGCAAAUCUCAUUGAAUUCAUUGGAAAUCUGGAUGCUCUCCACAGUUACCUGGCUCUGUCCUAUGAGGAAAUGAAUGCACCUUCUUUCCGAGUGGAGAUGACAGACGAUGGGAAGAUGCUGCUUCACUACUAUUCUGACAGAAAGGGCCUGUACCAUAUUGUACCUGGUAUCAUGGAGGCGGUUGCCAGAGAGUUUUUUGACAGCAAAGUGACCAUGGUGGUUCUCAAUCAAUCCGAGGAAAUGGAGUGCACAGGGAAGAAGGAGCAUGUUGUGUUUCUGGUCAAACAGACUAACCAAGCUAGCAAGACUAGAGACCAGGACCGUUCCAGUCAUAGAGGGGAGGCGUUAUUCAGAACAAUGAGGGAGCGGUGUGUGUCACUGGCUGGGAGAAAAAGAGGCUGGGCCCUGAUCAGAGCCGUGGUUCUCUCAGAUAAAGGCAGCCUCCAUUGUACCUUCAGUCCAUGUUAUCCAAACAAGCUGUGGGUGGAAGAGAAAGCUUUCUGCAAUGCUUUCCCCUUCCAUAUUGUCUUUGAUGAGGAUCUGAAGGUCAGGCAAACGGGGGUGAACAUCCAAAAGUUCCUUCCAGGUCUCCAGGCCAGAGAUGCUACGUUGGACCAAUGCUUUACCAUCAUACACCCACAGGUGACUUUUACCAUUGAGAGCAUCAGGAAAUUCAUCAACAGUCAGUUUGUCUUGAAGGGCUACAACGACAAACACGCAUCGAUCAAACUGAGAGGUCAGAUGUUGUGGAUGGAGUCUCUCGGCUGUAUGUUGUACCUGUGCUCCCCAAAGCUUCGAAGCCUCCAGGAACUUCAAGAUGUCGGCCUCCACUUGGCUGACCUGGCCCAGCAUGACGUCACCAGAGACCUGGUUCUCCUCAACCAGCAACGUCUCGCUGAGAUGGAGCUCACCAACCAGCUGGAGAGGAAAAAAGAGGAACUGAGAAUCCUGUCACGGCACCUCGAAGCAGAAAAACAGAAGACAGAGACUCUGCUGUACUCCAUGCUGCCGCGCCACAUAGCCAAUCAGCUGAAGGAUGGGAAGAGCGUGGAAGCAGGGGAGUUCGAGGUGUGCACUAUUUUGUUCAGUGACGUGGUAACUUUCACAAACAUCUGUGCCGCCUGUGAGCCCAUCCAUAUUGUUCACAUGCUCAACUCCAUGUACUCCAAGUUCGACCGACUCACCAACAUACACGACAUCUACAAGGUUGAGACAAUUGGUGACGCAUACAUGGUGGUGGGUGGUGUUCCAGUCCCAACAGAAACCCAUGCUCACAGAGUGGCAAACUUUGCUUUGGGUAUGAAGAUAGCUGCCAGAGAGGUCACCAACCCUGUAACAGGCAAACCCAUACAGAUCCGGGUGGGUCUCCAUACUGGUCCAGUGUUAGCUGGGGUGGUGGGGGAGAAGAUGCCUCGCUACUGCCUGUUUGGAGACACUGUUAACACUGCCUCCAGGAUGGAGAGUCAUGGAGUCCCUGACCACAUUCAUCUCAGCACUUCCACAUAUAGUCAGUUAAAGGAUGCUGGGUUCAACAUACAAGAGCGUGGGCAGAUUGAGGUGAAGGGUAAAGGCCAGAUGACCACUUACUUCCUGGUGGGGAACCCGUUGGUGUCAGAAGAUAGCAUCAUGGGAAGAGAGGUUGGAGGGACCUGUCUGUACAGGGACCACCUCUAUGGCCAGAACAAAACAGAAUCAGACACAGAGCCUGAUGUGAAAAGUGAGCCUGAGCCAAGCGACACAUCCUCAGAUGGAGCCAUCAACCCCCACCCCAGCCGAUUGCACACCGUCACUCCCUUUGCCUGGGACAUCACCCCACCGUAUGACACCACCGACAAUACAUCGGCAACCAACUUCAACAGCAGACUCUGUGUUUUAUUCUGACGGAGAACCACCUGAGCCUCUUAUUGCCCGUUGAAAUUUUGAUUGUUUAAGACAUGGGGAUAUACAUUUUAUCCAUGUUCUGACACUGUAACUGUGCGUAUUCCUUGUUUGUUAGUUGAAUGAUUUUUUCCCCACUCUUGUAGGUUAUAGUAUG